AUGUCCCUCUUGCGUGAAGCUGAGAGGUGUAUAGCCAAGCAAAAAUCCCAGGUCGCCCUCAAUGCUUUCAUAACCACUUUGCGGCCCUCAGGCCAGUGGCUGGAGCGGGUGCGGGAUGCGGAGAUCCGCAGGGAGAAGGGAAAGCCACGAUCGAAGGUUGAUGGUCGUCUAAUCGCCAUUAAAGACAACAUAUGCACUCGCAACCUACCGACGACAUGUGCCUCUGGGAUUCUACAACAAUUCAGCAGCCCAUCAAAUGCAACGGUGGUGGAACAAUUGGAGAGCGCAGGGGCUGUUGUAGCAGGAAAGACGAAUCUCGAUGAAUUUGGUAUGGGCUCGUAUUCAACCCAUUCGCACUUUGGAUCCGUUGGAGUUUUACACAACGGGGACAUUCUUUCCGCCGGCGGUAGUUCAGGAGGAAGUGCUGCGGCUGUCGCUACGGAUCAAUGCUAUGCAGCGCUGGGCACUGACACAGGGGGCUCCGUCCGGCUCCCCGCCGCAUAUACUGGGACUGUUGGCUUCAAGCCUUCCUAUGGGCUAAUUUCCCGAUGGGGCGUGGUUGCAUAUGCCAACUCGCUGGACACCGUUGGUAUUCUAGGGAAGAGCACGACUAGUGUCCGUGAUAUCUUCAGUAUCUUGAACAAAUAUGACCCACGCGACCCAACAAGUCUCUCGCCGUCUUCUCGUUCCCGAAUCGCUUCACAUCUAGAAGCACCCUCUCUCUCUUCCCGGAUGAACACCGUGCCUCUUAAGAUCGGUGUCCCACUUGAGUAUAACAUAUCCGAGCUUGCCCCUUCUAUUCGCCUCGCCUGGUCCCGCUCCUUGAGCUAUAUGCAACAACAGGGACAUAGCAUUCGCCCGGUUUCUCUUCCCGCAACUAAGCUAGCUUUAUCAGCUUACUACGUGCUCGCACCCGCUGAGGCCUCUUCAAACUUGGCAAAGUAUGAUGGCGUCAGGUAUGGAACGCGUUUCGAGGAACCCGAUUAUCACCUAGAGCAAGAUGGCUAUUUGUAUGCCAAUACGAGAGGUGGAGGACUUGGCCCUGAAGUCAAGAGAAGAAUCCUGCUUGGUACUUUCAGCCUGAGUGCUGAUGCUAUUGACAAUUAUUUUAUCCAGGCUCAGCGCAUCCGACGUCUCGUCCAGCAUGAUUUCAAUGCCAUUUUCAACGCCGCGCAACCCUUGACUUUCUGUCUACCUGGCGUUGGGAUAGAGCCAAAAAAUAAUGGUGUGGAUAUUCUUAUUUGCCCGACUGCCCCGUCAUCACCACCUCGCAUAUCAGACUUGAUGUGCUCUGAUACAGUAGUGUCACCCUUGGAUGCUUAUAUGAAUGACGUCUUUACUGUACCUGCCAGUUUAGCUGGUCUCCCAUCCGUUUCUGUUCCAGUUACCAUAGCGAGUGAUUGUCAAGCUUCUGAAGAUGCAGAUUCAGCAGGCAUCCAGAUAAUUGGUCAAUAUGGAGAUGAUGAGCUUGUGUUGAAAGUAGGGAAGUGCCUAGAGGGAAGGGGUUUCUAA
Molecule: messenger RNA, 1512 nt
Organism: Aspergillus tanneri
Lineage: Eukaryota; Fungi; Ascomycota; Eurotiomycetes; Eurotiales; Aspergillaceae
Gene: HER2
Product: glutamyl-tRNA(Gln) amidotransferase subunit HER2
Exons: 4
Coding region: 1-1512 (503 amino acids)
Biological process (GO): mitochondrial translation; glutaminyl-tRNAGln biosynthesis via transamidation
Cellular component (GO): glutamyl-tRNA(Gln) amidotransferase complex; mitochondrion
Molecular function (GO): glutaminyl-tRNA synthase (glutamine-hydrolyzing) activity
Source: RefSeq, a predicted model, not a curated record